ACGCAGCUCGCUGAAGUGUAUUGUGUAUCGCAGACACGCUUCAACUGCACUCAGUAGAGUUCCAAGACGUCGCUGGAUCUAUCGUAAUCGUUUCAUUUGCACCGGGAGAGAAAUAUUUUUUUUUUCAUCUGAUAUUUUUCUUCCUUAUUGGAAACAAAACUGGAGUAUAUAUAUUAUUGCAUUUUCGAUCGGAACACAAUAACACCUUGACCGAUUAAUUUAUGCAGGUUUCGGCACGAAAUCUCCGAAGAAUGUUUUCUAUGUUGUACAUUCAGAACAUUGGCCAAAUCAUGUAUCUUUACAGAUGCACAAUAGCGCAUAUUUAAAAUGGCAGUGCAUUAAUUUAAUAUUUACUGAUAAGAAUAUAACCCAUGCCUUUUUGCCUGGAUUUUUCCACACAACUCUGCAGGGUUUAAAUACCAUGUUGGUCUUUCGCCGGUUGCUUUCAAAGAAACAAGGCUCGGAGAAGACGGAUUUUACAAAGCCAAAUGUGAAUUUCAUUUGAGCACAACUCCGAUUGAACUGCUCUUGCCAAGUAGCCAACAAGUGCAUUCGACGACGUAGAUGACGCCCUCUAAGCCUGGGGCACAGGAUAUUCUCCAUGAGGGAUGGUACUGAAAUCCCGGCGGCAAGGGGCAGCUUUAUCGCUCCUAAAGAAUAACUUAUUCAUGGUUCGGUGGAACUCGAAAAAGGAGAUGACAAUUUCAUUGCUGUACUUCCUCAUCUGCACCUCGUGUCUGCCCUAUGCCACCGCUGAGGAAGUCCUUAUACCUCGGGAACUGAUCGAGCGACUGUCGAACAGCGAAAUUUACAGCAUCAGCGCCCUCCAGAGACUCCUGGAGAUAGACUCCGUAGAUAAUGAGGUCAUGGAGGAGACUAAACAGAGGUACCGUAAGGAACGUUCCCACAACCACGCCCACCCAAAGAGCUCCCAGAUCCACAGCAGACGCAAGAGAAGCGUCGAGGAGGCUGUUCCUGCAAGCUGUAAGAUACGGACGGUGAUCUACGAGAUCCCGCGCGGCCAGGUGGAUCCCACCUCCGCCAACUUCCUGAUAUGGCCGCCGUGCGUGGAGGUGAAACGCUGCACCGGCUGCUGCAACACUGGAAACCUGCGCUGCCACCCAGCAGGCACACAACAACGCACUGUGAAGGUGGCUAAGGUGGAGUAUGUCCGGAGGAGGCCCAGGUUAAAGGAGGUUCAGGUGGAGCUGGAGGACCACCUGGAGUGUGUGUGCACCUCACAUCUUCACCUGGCAGGACACAAAGAACCAGACACAGGGCCGGUGCGCAUUAGGUCUCCAGGAAAAAAGAGGAAACGUAAAAAGCUAAAGCUCACCAAGGAUUUAUUGGCCACAUAGUUAAAAUUUUAAAUAAUAAGGUCUGUGGGGCCUGUGAGCCAAUCAGGUGUCAGGUGAGUCCAAAAGAUCAGGCCCCCAGUCCACCUUCUCCCCGCCCCCCGAUGCCGGCCACCAUCCAUCCGACGUCUCAUUUUCUCGACGCGUCCUACUCAACUAACAGACGAUGACUGUAAUGCCAAAGGUGCUUCAUUAAAGUGUCCCUCAGUGACGUCUCGCCCCCUCAAGGCAUCAUCAAUCGAAUGCUGAUCGUGCCGCUCGGCGCAAGCUGGACCCUGUGCAGAAGUGACAGGGGAACGAGAACGUUUUAUUCUGCAAUGUUCAGACCUCAAAUGAAAAAAAAAAAUGGAUAAGCAUUUAUUUUGAAACUUUGGGGGAUGGAGGAAGCCAGAGUUGCCUUUGUAGCAGACAAAAAAAAAAACCCCAGAAAAACCUACAGAAUGACUGAGUGUGGCAUUGUAGAGGAAGAGAGGGAUGCUGGGUAAAACAUGAUUAGCAGACACUGCAAAUGUCGACGCUUCUGUCUCUCGCCAAAUGUGCACUGACUGGAUACCUGCAUGCGGACAUGAAGUUCCCAGAUAGUUUUCCUCUCCUUGUUGUGACAAACUUGGUCUCUCUUAGAUGAGGAAAUACACACUAUAUAUAUAUUUUUCUCUCUAUAAAAAGAAAUACCACAUUAUGUCCUUAUGUUUGUAACCUUCAUUUGUUGCGCAUUGGAUUGUAUCCUGGUACAUACAGACCGUAAUACAGGGCUCCUUAGCCCAGCCUUUUCUAUUAAUAAACUAUUUAUAUUUACCUAUGAUUGUGCUUAUCCUCUCCAAACAUGACAUCUUUUUAUGGGUGAGAACAUUGACAGCUGUGAUUGGGCAAGAUAUGUAAAUAACCAUAGUUCUGAUUGGUGGAGUUCUUUGAAUGCGAAGUCUUGUAAUUAGGUUUUCCUUAUAUAUAUAUAUAUAUAUAUAUAUAUAUAGUUUAGGCAGUAGGAUGUUACUGUGUCACAAUCGUGCAGUUGAAUAGGCUGCUUUUGAAUUAAUAAUUGAAUGAGUGGAUUAAUUAUUAAAUAGAGAAAUCCUUCAUGCUCCAGAGGGGACAGCCACCCUUGACAGUUGUUUGGAGAGAAUCCCAAGUAUCCAGCCUUGCACUAACAGCUCUUAACUGCAGUUAAUGGAGGUUGUCCAUUUGGUUAAUAAUAAACACAGUUUAAUUAGGCCACCCUAUUAUUAGAUUAUUAAUUUUUUUACAUUUUGAACAGUAUUUUGCUUAUAUGUUAUAUGGAAUUGGAAUUCAUAUAAAAAUAACUGUAACAGUUAUUACAUUGUGCAGAAUACCACUAUUUGGAAACCCUGACUUUCAUCUUAAUAAUAUAGUUGCAAAUAUUUAUUAGUGAUACUCAAUCAUAGAAACAUAUUUUUAAUGUUAAUGUUGUUAAUAUUUUAUUAAGCAUCAAUAAACAUUUUCGAAAGUA
Anguilla anguilla (European eel) is the source of this 2820-nucleotide messenger RNA. RefSeq names its product platelet-derived growth factor subunit A-like. Gene Ontology annotation, cellular component: membrane. Gene Ontology annotation, molecular function: growth factor activity; platelet-derived growth factor receptor binding. The transcript has 7 exons. The record is from RefSeq and is a predicted model, not a curated record. Lineage: Eukaryota; Metazoa; Chordata; Actinopteri; Anguilliformes; Anguillidae. Gene Ontology annotation, biological process: positive regulation of MAP kinase activity; positive regulation of phosphatidylinositol 3-kinase/protein kinase B signal transduction; positive regulation of protein autophosphorylation. Bases 609 to 1358 code for a protein of 249 amino acids.